Messenger RNA from Anopheles stephensi (Asian malaria mosquito), 8672 nucleotides. It is a transcript of the gene NaPi-III, whose product is annotated as sodium-dependent phosphate transporter 1-A. NCBI's taxonomy places the organism in Eukaryota, Metazoa, Arthropoda, Insecta, Diptera, Culicidae. Gene Ontology annotation, cellular component: membrane. Gene Ontology annotation, biological process: phosphate ion transmembrane transport. The record is from RefSeq and is a predicted model, not a curated record. Gene Ontology annotation, molecular function: phosphate transmembrane transporter activity. The coding region runs from base 2433 to 4523 and encodes 696 amino acids. The transcript has 7 exons.
GUGCCACAGUACUGCACAAACCAAUUCCAUUCAAAAGUGUGGUUGAUUAGUUCAAGUUAGCUUAAAAUUACGAUAAUUAUCUACUUUACGGUCAUUUUUAUUAGCGCUGUCCUCUACAUUUCACGAUCCGAUUAGCCAUUUCCCUAACCCGCACGCCUUUCGCUCGAAAUAAUUCUCUUCCUGGCGAACGGCAAAAGUUUUCCCUUGGCGCCCGGCACACGGGUCAGCGGGAAAAUCGACCAACGUCCUUGGAUUGCGUUUCGACUGCGUGAGUGGCUGUCAAGCAGCAUGGACGCGUGAGUUCCCCGCCGACGACCGAAAUCAUCAUCGCUUUGGUCCCAUUUUUCCAAUUGCAUCGUUUUGUGUUGAUUGGCUCGUGGUGUGACGGGUGUGUUUUCGUUUUUGCGCUUCCGACAUAUUGGUGGUCCGAAGUGCCGUGCGUGUUUCCAGCAGACAGGAGAAAAAUCGCCCGCACAGGGUAAUCGAUAUCGCCCCACAAAAAAAAAGAAAAACCCGGAACCUUCCUCCUUUCUGCCGUGCAGAACUCCCACCUGGUUCGUGUGACAGCGAGAACCUCUCUGGGACCGGGACCGCAAGACGGACCAGACCGAAUCAAACCAACCGAACCAACCGAUUUCCACCGUUUCGCUCCAUUUCCACACAUUCUGCAUCCGGUCCUCAUUAGUGCUGAUCACCACACCAGAAACCGAUCAGAGUGCGGACCGCGUGUAUCCCAUUGCCGAGUUGCCGUACGUAGUUCCCGUCAGUGUUCCGCGUGUGCGCUUGCCUUGCCGCGUGUACGGGUGAGCGAGACGUAUGCUGUAGAGAGGAGUUCGGCUGCGAGCAGUGCAAAAAUCGGUUCCCGGCGUGUGUGCCACGAUCCGGACUGGGGCGGCUAGAAAACGUGCCACACAGUGGCCACCAGAGCCAGAGGACUCAGAAAUGAUCAUACACGGCCGGAACGCAAGCAGCUGAAAGAGUACUCCCCGAUUCAGAUAUUAAGCUAGCCUGUGUGAGACAGUUCGACGACACUUAACGAGCGACCUGACGUAGAGUUCCUUCAGAAGGGUGUGGAAUCAGUUGUUUUUGAGGUUCAGAGAGGUUUUCUGUACGAUCGACUUUAAACUCCUAUCAGCCGUGUGGAGUAAGGCUGGUUGGUGUGGUGAAAUCCCUACCGUUAUCCGUUCCGAACGGAGUGAUUGCGCUUCUUUGAGUGGCUUUCCGAGUCCGUAGCUGUCCGCGCGCGCGAUACGUUUGUCUCUGGGGCGUUAAGCACCACCGACAACCACCCCGCCUCCAAACCCCACUUCUUGAAACGAUGGCUGUUUUUACCAAACUCUGCCUACCAGAUAUUGUCAAAUUAAAACGCUAGUUAGUAACCGCUGUCGUGUCCAUCCUCGUGUUUGUCGGUGGUCAUUGCAAGAAUUUACUAACUUAACGUUUUAUAAGGUACAAUAUCUGCAUUCUUGGUUUUUUUCUCCAUUCUUUUCUUUCCGUUUCACUCGCACAUUCACUUGUAUUUGAUUAUUAGUUACACACCCCUCCCUUUUCCGACAUCUCUUUGCCUUUUUGUGAUACAGUUUCCUGUCCGGUGGGAGGAACAAAACCUGAUCACGCUUCGAUUGAUUUCUACUCUGCCAUUGGUCGGAAGUUAUCGUUUUGUGAAAGUUCUAAUUUCCUUUUCCUUACCAUUGAUUCCGUUACUUAACCUGGCUGGUUUAAGUGUAGCUCAUACUUUAAAGUACACACACACACGCUCGUAUUAGGCAUUACUAUAAAUACUUAAUAAUUUUAACACUAACGUGCUUAAAAGCAAGGGAGAUCGCGAGCGCUAGUGCCGCCAUUUUGAUUAAUUUUUCCGGCACAUCGGUGGAAUUUUAGCAGCACAAUUGAUACAAAAAAAAAAACGGCCACAGUUUCGGUGAAGUAAAAGCCACAAAACCCUUAACUAGAGUUUAGCAAUAAGCCUUAAAAGCGAACGGCGCUCACCUCCUAAAGAAGACAUCUUCCUGUUUUUGAACGUGAUUGAAUAAGACUUGAUACACCACACCGCAUCAUCCCGUCUGAGCGAUUUUAAUUAAGUGAAAAAAGCAAAGCUUUUUGUGUUUCGUUUUUGUUAAAGCAUCCAUUAUCUCAGAUUGUAAUAAUUACAUUUCUAUUGAAUAGUAAAGACAAUUUCUGUCUGUCUCUUAAAAGUUAGUUUGCAUCUUCGCAAAAACACACUCCACUUUCGGCUGAUCGGAGCAUUUCUAUCCAAAAAAAAAAAAAAAAAAAAACGCUGGUCGGUUAUCACUUGGAUCCUUAACACUUUUCCAUCCACUACUGUUUGGAAUACUGCCCCACUCUCAAAAAGUCAAUCGCUUAAGUUCGUCAUCGUCGGCUAUAUCUGGGUGAAGCUUAAACCGCCGAGUGUAAGCAAGUAAGGGAGCAACAUGGAACCGUUUUCACCGGAUAUACUGUGGCUGGUGAUCGUCGGCUUUGUGAUAGCGUUCAUACUGGCGUUCGGCAUCGGUGCGAACGAUGUAGCGAACUCGUUCGGUACCAGCGUCGGGUCUGGUGUGCUGAGCAUACGCCAGGCCUGCUGGUUGGCGACCGUGUGCGAAGUAUCCGGCGCUGUGCUGAUAGGCUAUAAAGUGUCCGACACGAUGCGGAAAGGUAUCCUGGAGGUGGAGAUGUACCGGGGCAGCGAGAUCGAGCUAAUGCUCGGCUGCCUGUCGGCGCUCGGCAGUUCGGCGUUGUGGCUGCUGGUCGCCACCUUCUUCAAGAUGCCCAUCUCCGGCACCCACAGCAUAGUGGGAUCGACGAUCGGGUUCAGCCUGGUGGCACGCGGCACGCAAGGGCUCAAGUGGAACACGCUGCUUACGAUCAUCGGCUCCUGGUUCAUCUCGCCCGUGCUGAGCGGUCUGGUGAGCGUGGUACUGUUCUGGCUGAUCCGCCGAUUCAUCCUGCACGCGAAGAAUCCACUGGAGGCGGGACUGUUUGCGCUGCCGCUCUUCUAUGGUGCGACAUUGGCUGUGAAUGUAUUUAGUAUCGUGCACGAUGGACCAAAAUUGCUGUACAUGGAUAACAUCCCGCUGUGGGUGGCGCUCGUGGUCAGCCUGACGCUCGGCCUGCUCGUGCUUAUCAUGGUGCGGAUGGUGGUUGUGCCGUGGCAAAGGCGCAAGAUCAUCAACGGUGCGGACGGUGCGAACAAGACCGAGUUUACGCUCGGCGAUUCGGACGGUGACUCUUCGUCGAACGGUAGUCCGCGCCGGGCCAAGCGACCGUUGUCGUUGGUGGCGGGUGAUGGUAAAGCGCUGCCGGCCAUUACCGAAACGACCGAGCUGGUGUCGCUGUCGUCGCAGCACCAGCAGCAGCAGCAAGCACCCGCGAACGGACUGGUGAAGAAGCUCUCGAACGAUCUGACGGCAGCCGGCAUUGGUGGCCCGUACAGCUUCAACCCGGAGAUCGUGAAGAAGGCGAACAGUUUGCUCGGUGCGCAGGACAAAACAAGCCUUGACAACACGGACCUUACGGUGACCAGCUUGAACUACAUCGACGAGUUUCAGUCGUACCACGGCAAUGGACGCUUCCAUCUUGGCACCUACUUUGACCGGCGCAACAGCACGAACGUAUCGCCGAAAUCGCCCGACUCCGGACAUCUGAGCAAUGGUGGAUUAAAAGAGCAACCAACCGUGAUCGCGCUACAGAACGGCAAAUCGCCCACCAGUCCAAAAAGCGAUAGUACGCUCCCGGUAACGGAUUACGCACUAAUGCCGCAGACGGUGUUGCUGAGCAGUGCGGACCAGGACAUCAAAAAGACAGACAUGUGCAAGAUCGAGGCAGCCGCCGGUUUGGAGCAUCCGCUCAUCAGCGCAACGCUAUCGCCCAACUCGAGCAAAGUACCGCUGAUCGGUGCGAAGGAAGGUUCGGAGGAAGACAACCGGCGGCAAAAGCCGGUCGAGGAGAAUGAAGAUGUGUCAAAGUUGUUCUCGUUCCUGCAAGUUCUCACCGCUACGUUCGGCAGCUUCGCGCACGGUGGCAAUGAUGUCAGCAAUGCUAUCGGACCACUGAUCGCUCUGUUUAUGAUCUAUCGCGAAGGUUCGGUACUGCAACAGUCGGAAACACCUCUCCUGAUCCUGCUGUACGGAGGAUUGGGCAUUUCGGUUGGUUUGUGGCUGUGGGGUCGUCGCGUGAUCGAAACGAUCGGUAAUGAUCUCACCAAAAUUACUCCAUCGACUGGUUUUACCAUCGAAAUCGGUGCCGCCCUUACCGUGCUGAUUGCGUCCAAGAUCGGUUUACCCAUCUCCACCACCCACUGUAAGGUGGGUUCGGUGGUGUUUGUCGGCCAGGCAAACUCGCGGCCAAUGUCGUCGAGCGAAAGCAGUAAACAUCCGCACCAUCAUGCCGUGACGGCACAGCAGAAAGCCGUCGAUUGGGGACUGUUCCGCAACAUUGUGUACGCGUGGGUCGUUACCGUACCGGUAGCGGCCCUACUAAGUGCUGGUUUUAUGAUGGUCCUUCGCGCGAUUGUGUUACCGUAAGCUGAAGGAGGUGUGUUCCUUCGUCCCUGACCACCGCUUAAUAGCCGGAAAACAGCAAUGAUAGCAAAGUGACGGAGUGGAAAAACAAAAUGCAACCAGCGCGCUCGAGAUACGAUUCAUUCGCGAGGCUGGGCCUUGCUGGAGUAAACGUUGCGCCCCAUGUUUCCGGUGCAGAUGAAACAACUGGUUAGGCGGGGAGCGUACUCAGCAGGUCGUUCCGGGGUCGGGUCAUCGAUCCGAGGGUCACUUAAUCUUAUCUCCAGAACUUUAGUUACUUAAGCAACAAACCACUUAAGCUAGCAAAAAUAGUUUGGUACGUGCAAAUAAGUGUCCGUUAGUUUAUUCUCAUCUCAGAACAGGGUUUUUCCUAUGUUUCGAACGCCACACACACACACACGCACUAGUCCGCCCGGAAGAAGGACUACAGAUUAUACAGGGGUUUUUUUGUAUUGUUUUCGGAUUAAAGAUGGCGUUCUUUGCUUCUCGAAACCAGUGGAGGUUUUAGGCUUUCACGCGGAGCACUAGCAGCGGGAAAGUAUGCGGCCGCCCGCCCGCCAUCAUUCGUAGUUCCGAUUUUCUUUCCUAUAAGUUGUAAUUUUAUCAUUCUUCUCACUAGGAUUAGCGGUCGGUACGCAACUGUAUGCACACAGUAGGAGUGCUCUUAUGCCCUUUGCUUAGCAAAGUACAAUGGUUAGGUUGGUUAAUAGGCUAGACAGAGAAAGGCGUUUGUUAGGAAUCUGUUGCGGGACAAACAGAAAGCGGUGGUUCGGAUUGUGCAGCUGUGAGGUGAGAGUGCAGCGCAGUAGUGUCCCAGCCCAAAAACCACGGCAAAACAGAAAGUGGGAAAGUAUAUCAAAAGUUACACCUAAGCAGCAGUAAAGGAAAUAGAAAAUAUCAGAAAGAAAAGAAAAACGGCAUGGUAUUGAUGAGGCAAAGUAGCAGAGAUACACAUUCAUAACAAUUAGCAAAAAAAAAACACACACACACAAUACCAUUAACAGAUUGUAGCGAUAUUCUAAUUUACUGAUCGUUAGCGGAUAAAUGAGGUAAAAGCUAGCUUAGUUUCUCUGUAUGUGUGUGUGUGUAUAGAGUGAGAUUCUAUGUAGCGUUAUGAGUCGCGCAAUUAUUAUCAGCAUAAACUCAACAACAACAAAAAAGGGAUACAACACCCCUUUACGCCCCCUAGCUCAAACCAACCCAGAAAUGGUGGUGGCCAUUAGAAAGAGAAUGGCGGCGAGAAUUAAAAGAAGAAGAAAAAAAAUCGCGAGGAAGAACAUAAAACUAUGUGAUUUUUAUUUGCCUUUCCUGGUGGUGGUGGGGAUGAUGGUUUCCCCCACUCCGUUUUUGUUUUACCGCAAAGAAAAAGUUUUACACACUCAUUACAUUUCUCUUAUCGGGUGGCUUUCGCACAGAAGAAUAUCUAACGCAUCACAAGAAGAGAAGAAAAAAACAGGUCAAUUGUUACCACCAUUCAUUCGCUGCGAUUCAUUCUAAUAAGGGGCCUAUAUCAUCCCAUGCUACCACACCCAUUUACUGACCAUGCCUGAAAAAUGCUGCCAAAUUGUUGCUUUUGAUUUGUUUCCGAUGUAACACGCUCAAAACUUUAACUCGAAAAGCCAAAUUAUAUCCAGCAUCGUAAGCGAUGAAGUUGCAACGGGUGGUCUUCGACUUAAUAGAGUAAUAUCCCGACGGGAACCAUAACGCAGUUACACGAGCAGAUCUCUCAAUAGCAGGUGUAGUAGUUGCUGUACUAUCUCUAGGUUGUAAAAUCCGAUCGCUUCCGCCGCCAAUCCAUCCUAGGCAAUAAGUGUACCGUAGAUUCCGUCCUCGUGUGGAAUCCGCCGUGUGUGCGCCGUAGUCAACGGCGAUGACUACGAGAGCUUCUCUGUAUACAAACUGACGUCAGCCUAUCUAGCUGAAUACCGUGAGCGCUGUAAGCGCUGGUUCAAGCAAAAACAAAAAAACCAACCUUAAACUAAGCAUCAGCUUAGUCAAAAAAAAAUUGGGGCAAAAAGAGUCAAAAACGCAACUUAAAAAGCAAAUGAAACUAGUGAUGUGCAAAUUGAGUCAGAAUGAGUGAAUGAGUUAAAUCUUAGCAAUGAAUAAGAUGAUUCAACUUGAGUUGAAUCUCAUUCCACGAAAUGAUUCAACUCAUUCACUCUGAUUUAAUUCACGUUACUGAGCGGCGAUUCCCAUCACUAAACCCCGAUUUCAAAUGAAUAUUAGCCAAUGUGAUUAUACCCAAAAAAAAAGAAGAAAACUCACCGUAAUAGUUAGCACCGCACCAGGGCAUGGGGGGCAGGAAGGAUCAGUGGGAUGUCUCAUGCCCUUCGACCGACCCCCCGUCCCUGUGUGCGUGUGCGUCUGUGUAUCGAUGUGUAUUGUUAAUGUGUAAAAAAAAGGGUGUGAAGUGUGUGUGUGUGAGUGAUCGAGGAUUCGACCGUUGUUAAGCAUAUUACUACAUGUUGAAUUGAGAAUACACUUCCUGGAUAUGCUGCCAUGCAGUUUCCAUCCAACAGUGCUAGUGUUAGUUGGAAGAUACACAAAACCAAUAGAGAGUCAUUUAGUGAGAGAGAGAGAAAGAGAGAGAGAGAUAGAACCACAUACACAUACACACAUUUCAGCCAAAGUUCUGGAUGUUGUAGAGAAAGAGAGAGAGAAACCAGGUGAUACCUAACGAUGAACUCGUUUAAAGAUUAAGACGUUACACACAAAAGAAAACCCUAACGUGUGAUUUGAUUCGAGUAGUGAUGAUUGUGUUUUGUUUUUCUCGUCCACCCGAUUACUUUACUACAAAAUCUUUGACUAUCGUGGUAGGAAUUGAACGACCCUUGAUGCUUCCCUUUCCUCUUUUUGCUUACACUACACUAACCCUUUAUGGGUUUGAGCAACGGUUUUUGUUGCUUUUGAUGAUGAUUUUAUAUUAAUUUUGAUACACAUUUUUUACUUCUUUUUUUUUUGUUUUUGGCCACAAGCGUGCUUCGGGAUACAUAUUUUUGUAAGGAGGAAACCCCACUUCACACCAAGAGACUGUAACGGUACGAUUUGUCACGUACUCAAGAGCCGAAUAUUCAAAAUCCGCGGUAAAAGAAUUGCUUUUUUGCAGGAUCUUGCGUCAUUUAAUAUACACUUUGAACGCAAAAAAUAAGAUCAUACUUCCAGUAAUAAGGAUCACGCACGCAAAACUCCAAUUCUGCUUAGCUUCAGCAGUAGCAGCCGUUUGAGGUUCCCUAAAAGCCUUCCCCAAUGGCGCAACGUAAAACCGUAGAUUAGGUAGAGUUUCCGCCAGAAAACACUCCUGAAAUCCUUUCACACACAUACACCAUCGGCUAGCUUACGCCAUCUUUGUUGCACGCGUGCUGCGUUAAUGGAUUAUCUGUUUCAUAAAAAUGUGCUCUUGUGUGAUGAUUUUUUCCCAUGUCCGUUUUCUCAUUUCAUUAUUCAGUUCCAAAGGUUUCUUUUUUUCGAAAUCCUUCCGGGAACGUGCGAUAACAAAGCUUCAUUAAAACGAAGGCCGCACCCUCCGGAAGGCUCACUAGCCAGAAAAGUAAAUGUGCUAAAACAAAACCUUAGAUAAGAGAGACCGUUAUUUUUGACGUGAAAAGGGGAAACACAAGCAAGCAUUAGAUCAGGAAAACACCCCCUUCCAAUACGGAACCGCGGAACACUGUUGUUGACUGGCAUGAUGGAACAAUGAUGGAAAACCCAAACAUCUUUCAACAUAGGAGAAAAAGAAACCCCGAAAAUUGGUAAAGAAUGAAGAAAAAAAACGUUAACUUUGUCGAAGGACACGGAUUGUUAUAAAGGAAUGGGCAGAAGAACAGUUUGAAGAAAUAGGAACAUUGAAGGCACACAAUUACCUGAUAGCAAGAUGAUAAUAAGUAAGCAACGAACGGUGAAGAGCGGUGAAAGCUAGAGCGAGACCAACAGCCGUGUUCCUGCAGGGCAAUGUGAACGGUCGGUAGGAAAUGGAUUGAGAUGUGGCUGGAGCUGCGUGAUUGGGGUUGUGUUGUUGUUGGGGCUGCUGCAGCAAAGGAAUUCAACUAAUGUGCGAAGGAAACCCCGUAUGGCGAAAAGAGCGGACAAAAAAACCAGUACAAGAAUGAACAGAGCUCUCAGCAAAAUCAAUAAAUUAAGUCUGAAACUAAA